Oncorhynchus kisutch (coho salmon) is the source of this 1467-nucleotide messenger RNA. RefSeq names its product protein FAM207A. Gene Ontology annotation, biological process: maturation of SSU-rRNA from tricistronic rRNA transcript (SSU-rRNA, 5.8S rRNA, LSU-rRNA). The record is from RefSeq and is a predicted model, not a curated record. Lineage: Eukaryota; Metazoa; Chordata; Actinopteri; Salmoniformes; Salmonidae. Bases 132 to 887 code for a protein of 251 amino acids. Gene Ontology annotation, cellular component: preribosome, small subunit precursor; 90S preribosome; nucleolus. The transcript is spliced from 6 exons.
CCGGUCACAUAUCAGAGGGACGCACAUUUUGUUGUUGUCAAAAUAUUUUCCACGUUGUUAGCUAGCUAGAGCAUGAGUGUGGUUUCGGAGACAGAUUGUAUCUUUAUUUAACUCAGUAACUAAAAGGCAGUAUGGUUGGAAAGAUAAAGCGGGUCCGUGAAAAGCUUCAUCAGGCUGCGGUUAAACUUGACAGUCCUCCGUCCGGUGGCGCAAGAUCCACAGAUUUAGAAAAGGCACCGAUUCCUGUGAUCACAAGUGGUUCAUUCAUCUUCGAUGUAAACAAGACAAACAAUGCACAGCUGCACAUAAAGAAGGAUGAAAACGCGAAGAAACCACUGAGUUCCUUUCCAAGUGGAAUCUUUGCUGGCACACAAAUCAGCCCUGAAGCCCUCGUGCAAACUCUGAAGUGUGAAGAACCAUCCAAUGACACUGGUACACCUGCACAGAAAGUCCCUGAGGAGAAGAAGCAGCAGACGAAGAAAGAGAAGAUGAAGGAGAGGCGAGACAGGUGGCUAAACAAGAUCAGCUCCAUCAAGCUGGCCAAGGAGCAACAAGUGGCCCAGGCUAAGAGGGCGGCCAUGCCUGUUGUGGGUGACAUGAGGCCGCUGGCAGACGCCCUGCCAGAACUCUGCCAGCUCAUCCCCGCCACCACCAGGACCUCCAGAAAGGCCUCCAGAAAGAAUAGGGUGCCAGUGAAGAAGAAGCCAGAACCAACAGACUUCAGCCUGAUGAAGCCAGCACAAAAACGCAAACUCCUGGAGAGUGAGACCAGCCGGUUUAGUGAAGCUGUGAAGAACCUGGCACACAGCAAGACUAACCCUCUGGCAGCUAUUGGUGAGCAUCUCAGGAAGAGACUGAAGCAGGAAGAGGAGCAGGGGCCUAGCUAACCUGUUCGACUGGAGACGCCAUUUGGAUCUGCAGUUGAGCAUUCCCCACCCCCACCCAGAGACAGGGAUCGUGUUUGAGAUCUACCACGUUGCAGUCGGCAACUGCAGACUAGCUGACUGAUCUAGAAAUAACCUUGCACCCUAAAUAACUACUUAUUAUAAUUGGUAGAUCAGUCAUAAAUUGAUGCUUUCGAACACAGUCAUGACACAAGAAAGCCCCUGCCUUUUUUAUUUAAGGGCAGUCCUGAUGCCUGCAUCCCUGUUCCCUGUGCCCAAUCUACCAAACCUGCCAAAAUCAUUGAGAUCUUUUGAUUGAAGUGGUUUUGGUCAUUGUGCACUACACCAUUAAAACAUCAGAGGACUUACAGGUUGUCUGAGUAACGGCGAUGUUUACGACACCUAAUUAGAUCAUGCCCCCAGUUCUGGAGAAGUUGAAAAUGAAUAGUUACUUUUGUGAAUGAGGAAAAAUAAACUGAUGUUGUAAAUGUUGAGAUUUAGAUCAUCAAAAUGACUCCUUUCAAUUUUUGUACAGUAUCUCUUCCACAUUUCUUUUAGGCGAUAUUAAAAAUGCAGUACGGUA